AUGGGUGAUGAGAGUAUGGAGAAGGGUGAUGAGAGAAGGGAGAAGGGAAAUGAGAGUAGGAAGAAGGGUGAUGAGAGUAAAGAGAAGGGUGAUGAGAAUAUGGAGAAGGGUGAUGAGAUUAGGGAGAAGGGUGAUGAGAGUAGGGAGAAGGGUGAUGAGAGUAGGGAGAAGGGAGAUGAGAGUAGGGAGAAGGGUGAUGAGAGUAGGGAGAAGGGUGAUGAGAGUAGGGAGAAGGGAGAUGAGAGUAGGGAGAAGGGUGAUGAGAGUAGGGAGAAGAGUGAUGAGAGUAUAGAGAAGGGUGAUGAGAGUAGGGAGAAGGGUGAAGAGAGUAGGGAGAAGGGUGAUGAGAGUAUGGAGAAGGGUGAUGAGAGUAGGGAGAAGGGUGAUGAGAGUAGGGAGAAGGGACAUGAGAGUAGGGAGAAGGGUGAUGAGAGUAGGGAGAAGGGUGAUGAGAGUAGGGAGAAGGGAGAUGAGAGUAGGGAGAAGGGAGAUGAGAGUAGGGGAGAAAGAAAGGAGAAGGGAGAUGAGAGUAGGGAGAAGGGUGAUGAGAGUAGGGAGAAGGGUGAUGAGAGUAGGGAGAGUGAUGAGAUUAGGGAGAAGGGUGAUGAGUCCAGUAAGUGGGCUCCAGUCAGUGGGCUCCAGUCAGUGGGCUCCAGUCAGUGGGCUCCAGUCAGUGGGCUCCAGUCAGUGGGCUCCAGUCAGUGGGCUCCAGUCAGUGGGCUCAAGUCAGUGGGCUCCAGUCAGUGGGCUCCAGUCAGUGGGCUCUAG
Closterium sp. Naga37s-1 is the source of this 768-nucleotide messenger RNA. Lineage: Eukaryota; Viridiplantae; Streptophyta; Zygnematophyceae; Desmidiales; Closteriaceae. The record is from the annotation of a GenBank genome assembly.